AUGAAACCAGAAGUUGAACAAGAGUUAGCUCACGUCUUAUUGACUGAGCUUUUGGCGUAUCAAUUCGCAUCUCCUGUGAGAUGGAUUGAAACUCAAGAUGUUUUCUUGAAGGACUUCAACUCUGAGCGUGUUGUUGAAAUUGGUCCUUCUCCAACUUUGGCUGGUAUGGCUCAAAGAACCAUCAAAAACAAGUACGAAUCUUACGAUGCUGCUUUGUCCUUGCAAAGACAAGUGCUAUGUUACUCCAAGGAUGCUAAGGAAAUUUACUAUACUCCUGAUCCAGCUGAUUUGGCUCCUAAAGAAGAAGAAGAAGCUGCAGCUCCAGCCGCUGCUGCAGCUCCUUCAGCUCCGGCUGCUGCAGCUGCCGCAGUUGCCGCCGCCCCUGUUGCCGCCGCCCCAGCCGCAGGUCCAGCUGCUGAAAUUCCAGAUGAAGCUGUUAAGGCUUCUCUAUUGAUUCACGUAUUAGUCGCACAAAAAUUGAAGAAAUCUUUGGAACAAGUUCCAUUAUCAAAGACUAUCAAAGACUUGGUCGGUGGUAAGUCUACCGUUCAGAACGAAAUUUUGGGUGACUUGGGUAAAGAAUUCGGUACCACUCCAGAAAAGCCAGAAGAAACUCCAUUAGAAGAAUUGGCUGAAACUUUCCAAGAAACUUUCUCUGGAUCUUUAGGUAAACAAUCAUCUUCUUUGAUUUCAAGAUUGCUUUCUUCUAAGAUGCCUGGUGGUUUCACCAUCACCGUUGCCAGAAAAUACUUACAAACUCGUUGGGGUUUGGGUCCUGGUAGACAAGAUUCCGUUUUACUGGUCGCUUUAACUAACGAACCAGCUGCUCGUAUUGCUUCUGAAGCUGAUGCAAAGGCAUUCUUGGACUCUAUGGCUCAAAAAUACGCUUCAAUUGCUGGUGUCAACUUGGCUGCCGCCGCCUCUGCUGGUGCAGCUGCAGGUGGUGCCGGUGGUGCCGGUGGUGCUACCAUUGACGCAGCUGCCUUCGAUGAAUUGAACAAGGACCAAAGAGUGUUGGCUCGUCAACAAUUAGAAGUCCUUGCUCGUUACUUGAAGAUGGAUUUGAACCAAGGUGAAAAGAAAUUCUUGAAGGAAAAGGAUACCGUUGCCGAAUUACAAGGUCAAUUGGAUUACCUAACAGAAGAAUUGGGUGAGUACUUCAUUCAAGGUGUCUCUACUUCUUUCUCUAAGAAGAAGGCUAGAGUGUUCGAUUCUUCUUGGAACUGGGCUAGACAAUCUUUGUUGACUCUAUACUUCGAGAUUAUUCACGGUGUUCUAAAGAACGUUGACAGAGAAGUCGUCACUGAAGCUAUCAACAUCAUGAACAGAUCUAACGAAACUUUGAUUAAGUUCAUGGAAUAUCAUAUCUCCCACACUGAUGAAACAGAAGGUGAGAACUACAAGUUGGCCAAGCAAUUGGGUCAACAGUUGAUCGAAAACUGUAAACACGUUUUAAAUAUGGACCCUGUUUACAAGGAUAUUUCUAAACCAACUGGUCCAAAGACUGUUGUCGACAAGAAUGGUAACAUUAAAUAUUCUGAAGAACCAAGAGAAACCGUCAGAAAAUUGUCUCAAUAUGUUCAAGAAAUGGCCGUUGGUGGUCCAUUGACCAAGAUCAACGAAGGUUCUAUCACUGAAGAUUUGAAGAGAGUUUACAAGGCCAUUUCUGCCCAAGCUUCCGCUCAAAACAUCUCCGAUUCUACCCAAUUGCAAUUCGAAACUUUGUACGGUGAAUUGAUCCAAUUCUUGGAAUCAUCAAAGGAAAUUGAUGCUUCUGUUUCAACUAGAGCAGCUGGUGUCGAUGAAGAUGCUUUGGACAAGGACUCCACCAAGGAAGUCGCUUCCUUACCAACGAAGUCUGCCAUCGACAAGACCGUUUCAUCUACUAUUCCAAGAGAAACCGUUCCAUUCUUGCACUUGAAGAAGAAGUUACCAAGUGGUGAAUGGGCUUAUGACCGUCAACUAUCUUCUUUGUUCUUGGAUGGUUUAGAAAAGGCUGCUGUCAACGGUGUCACUUACAAGGAUAAAUACGUUUUGAUCACUGGUGCCGGUGCUGGUUCCAUUGGUGCUGAAGUAUUGCAAGGUUUAGUUCAAGGUGGUGCCAAGGUUAUCGUCACAACUUCUCGUUUCUCUAAGAAGGUUACUGACUACUACCAAUCUAUUUAUGCCAAAUAUGGUUCUAAGAAUUCAACCUUAGUCGUUGUUCCUUUCAAUCAAGGUUCCAAACAAGAUGUUGAAGGUUUGAUUGACUUCAUUUACGAUGACGAAAAGAACGGCGGUCUAGGCUGGGACUUAGAUGCCAUCAUUCCAUUUGCCGCCAUACCAGAAAAUGGUAUCGAAUUAGAAAACAUCGAUUCCAAGUCUGAAUUCGCUCACAGAAUCAUGUUGACUAAUAUCUUGAGACUAAUGGGUUGUGUCAAGAAGCAAAAAUCUGCCAGAGGAAUUGAAACCAGACCAGCUCAAGUUAUCUUGCCAAUGUCUCCUAACCACGGUACUUUCGGUGGGGAUGGUAUGUACUCGGAAUCCAAGUUAUCUUUGGAAACUUUGUUCAACAGAUGGCACUCUGAAUCCUGGGCUAAUCAAUUGACCAUUUGUGGUGCUAUCAUUGGUUGGACCAGAGGUACCGGUUUGAUGUCCGCCAAUAACAUCAUUGCUGAAGGUAUCGAAAAGAUGGGUGUCCGUACAUUCUCUCAAAAGGAAAUGGCCUUCAACUUGUUGGGUCUUUUGAUCCCAGAAGUUGUCACCUUAUGCCAAAAGUCUCCAGUUAUGGCUGAUUUGAACGGUGGUCUACAAUUUUUGACUGACUUGAAGGAAUUCACCGGUAAGUUGCGUGGUGAAUUGAUGGAAACUUCCGAAGUUAGAAAGGCUGUUUCCAUCGAAACUGCUUUGGAACACAAGGUCGUUUCUGGUGAAAACGCUGAUGCUGCUUACUCCAAGGUGGAGGUUCAACCAAGAGCUAACAUCCAAUUGAACUUCCCAACCUUGAAACCUUACGAUGCUAUCAAGAAGCUCAGCGCCCCAGAAUUGGAAGGUAUGUUGAACUUGGAAAGAGUUAUCGUUGUUACCGGUUUCUCUGAAGUUGGUCCAUGGGGUUCCUCAAGAACCAGAUGGGAAAUGGAAGCAAAUGGUGAAUUCUCCUUGGAAGGUUGUGUCGAAAUGGCCUGGAUUAUGGGUUUGAUUAAGUAUCACAACGGUAACUUGAAGGGUCGUCCAUACACCGGUUGGGCUGAUGCCAAGACCAACGAACCAGUUGACGAUAAGGAUAUCAAGAAUAAAUACGAAGCUCACAUCUUGGAACAUGCUGGUAUCAGAUUAAUUGAACCAGAAUUGUUCAAUGGUUACAAUCCAGAUAAGAAACAAAUGAUUCAAGAAAUCAUCAUUGAGGAGGACUUGGAGCCAUUUGAAGCUUCCAAGGAAACUGCCGAUCAAUUCAAGCUGGAACAUGGUGACAAGGUUGACAUUCUGGAAAUUCCUGAAACUGGUGAAUACUCUAUCAAGUUACUGAAAGGUGCUACUUUGUACAUUCCAAAGGCUUUGAGAUUUGACCGUUUGGUUGCUGGUCAAAUUCCAACUGGUUGGGAUGCUAAGACUUAUGGUAUUUCUGAAGAUACCAUUUCUCAAGUUGACCCAAUCACUUUGUUCGUCUUGGUUUCUGUCAUUGAAGCCUUCAUUUCUUCUGGUAUUACUGAUCCAUAUGAAAUGUACAAGUAUGUCCACGUUUCUGAAGUCGGUAACUGUUCUGGUUCUGGUAUGGGUGGUGUUUCUGCCUUGCGUGGUAUGUUCAAGGAUCGUUACAAGGAUGAACCAGUUCAGAACGAUAUCUUACAAGAAUCUUUCAUCAACACUAUGUCCGCUUGGGUUAAUAUGUUGUUGAUCUCUUCUUCUGGUCCUAUCAAGACCCCAGUCGGUGCUUGUGCUACUGCUGUUGAAUCUCUAGACAUUGGUGUAGAAACCAUCUUGUCUAACAAGGCCAAGAUCUGUAUUGUUGGUGGUUAUGAUGAUUUCCAAGAAGAAGGUUCUUAUGAGUUCGGUAACAUGAAGGCUACUUCCAAUACUUUGGAAGAAUACGAAAAUGGUCGUACCCCAGCUGAAAUGUCCAGACCUACCACUACAACUCGUAACGGUUUCAUGGAAGCUCAAGGUGCCGGUAUCCAAGUUAUCAUGACUGCUGAUUUGGCUUUGAAGAUGGGUGUUCCAAUCUAUGGUAUCUUGGCUAUGACUGCCACUGCCACUGAUAAGAUCGGUAGAUCUGUUCCUGCUCCAGGUAAGGGUAUCUUGACCACUGCAAGAGAACAUCACGGUAACUUGAAGUUCCCAUCUCCAAUGUUGGACAUCAAGUACAGAAAGAGACAAUUGUUAGCUCGUGAACAACAAAUCAAGCAAUGGGUUGAAAACGAAAUUGAAAUGUUGAGAUACGAAUUGGAAGAUGUUUCUGCAGAAGAACAACAAGAGUUCAUCCAAGAACGUACCGAGGAAAUUGAACGUGAAGCUUCUAACCAAUUGAAAUCUGCUCAACAGCAAUGGGGUAACGAAUUCUACAAAUCUGAUCCAAGAAUUGCUCCACUGAGAGGUGCCUUGGCCACUUUCGGUUUGACCAUUGAUGACUUGGGCGUUGCCUCAUUCCAUGGUACCAGUACCAAGGCCAACGAUAAGAACGAAUCUGCCACAAUCAACGAAAUGAUGAAGCAUUUGGGCAGAUCCGAAGGUAACCCAGUUAUUGGUGUGUUCCAAAAGUACUUGACUGGUCAUCCAAAGGGUGCCGCUGGUGCAUGGAUGAUGAACGGUGCUUUGCAAAUUUUGAACUCUGGUAUUGUUCCAGGUAACCGUAAUGCAGACAACGUUGAUAAAUUAUUGGAACAAUUCGAAUACAUUUUGUACCCAUCUCAUUCUAUCCAAACCAACGGUAUCAAGGCCGUCUCCGUGACAUCUUUCGGUUUCGGUCAAAAGGGUGCUCAAGCUAUUGCUAUCCACCCAGACUACUUGUACGCUGCUGUCGACAAGAGAACUUACGAAAAGUAUGUUGAGAAAUGCUCUUUGAGAGAAAAGGCCGCAUACAAAUACUUCCACCACGGUAUGAUCAACAAUUCCUUGUUCGUCGUCAAGGAACACGCACCAUACGCUGAUGAAUUGGAACAAAGUGUCUACUUGGACCCAUUGGCUAGAGUCUCUGGUGACAAGAAGACCGGUGAACUAAAAUUCACACAAGCCAAGAUUCAAUCUGAAGAGUCUUUCGUUUCUGAAUCGAGCAAGAAGACAGCCACCGUUGUGAGCGGAUUAGUCGAGAACUUGAAGCAAAACACUUCCAAGAAAUCCUCUGCUUUGCAACCAGGUGUUGACGUUGAAUUGAUCAAGAGUAUCAACAUUGACAACGAAACUUUCUUGGAAAGAAACUUCACAAAACAAGAAAUCGAAUACUGUCAAAGACAACCUUGUCCACAAUCUUCCUUCGCUGGUACUUGGUCCGCUAAGGAAGCCGUGUUCAAGUCAUUGGGCGUUAAAUCUCAAGGUGCUGGCGCUCCAUUGAAGGACAUCGAAAUUGUCCGUGAAAAGUCCGGCGAACCACCAAAGGUCCAGCUACAUAACGAAGCUGCCAAGAUCGCUUCUGCCGCUGGUGUCUCAAACAUUAACGUCUCCAUAUCUCACGAUGAUUUGCAAUCUGUUGCCGUUGCAAUCGCUGAAUAA
This is a messenger RNA of Kluyveromyces lactis, 5682 nucleotides long. It is a transcript of the gene FAS2, whose product is annotated as trifunctional fatty acid synthase subunit FAS2. Gene Ontology annotation, biological process: long-chain fatty acid biosynthetic process. The transcript has a single exon. Gene Ontology annotation, molecular function: magnesium ion binding; 3-oxoacyl-[acyl-carrier-protein] synthase activity; 3-oxoacyl-[acyl-carrier-protein] reductase (NADPH) activity. Bases 1 to 5682 code for a protein of 1893 amino acids. Gene Ontology annotation, cellular component: fatty acid synthase complex. NCBI's taxonomy places the organism in Eukaryota, Fungi, Ascomycota, Saccharomycetes, Saccharomycetales, Saccharomycetaceae. The record is from RefSeq and is a predicted model, not a curated record.